Bipolaris sorokiniana ND90Pr is the source of this 434-nucleotide messenger RNA. RefSeq lists its product as uncharacterized. Bases 132 to 434 code for a protein of 100 amino acids. The transcript is spliced from 3 exons. The record is from RefSeq and is a predicted model, not a curated record. Lineage: Eukaryota; Fungi; Ascomycota; Dothideomycetes; Pleosporales; Pleosporaceae.
CACCAAAUUGAUAGAACUACAUAGUUACUUGUAGGCCUUCAGCUUCCCUUCAAAGCUCUCUUAACCAACAGAACGGUUGCCCACACAAUCUAUACGCAACCCACCCGUGGAUCUUCUAUAUCACAUCAGCCAUGGCGGGACUAAGUACGCUCGAGCCUCUCGAUGACGACUUCGCGGUCAAGAGCAAUGCUCACAGCCUCACGCAUCUCUCAAGCCCCUCAGACCUGACUGUCGACUUCAUCCAGGGGCUUGCCAGUCAGCAUCCCAAGCCUUCCACCAUGCAGAUCAUAACAGCCGCCAUUAUCGUCAUUGUUACUGUAACUGGAGUAGUUGCAACUCCUGCUCAUCUGGGGAAGAGAAGGGAUUGGGAAGGACUAAUUGUCUCGGUGAUAGACAUGUCUCAGAGCGAACAACUUGUGCAGAUAUACAACUGA